CACUGCUUCGAGCUCUACAUCCCCAACAACAAGGGCCAGCUGAUCAAGGCGUGCAAGACGGAGGCGGACGGGCGCGUGGUGGAGGGGAACCACGUCGUCUAUCGCAUCUCCGCCCCCAGCCGCGAGCAGAAGGACGAGUGGAUCAAAUCCAUCCAGGCUGCCGUGAGCGUGGAUCCGUUCUACGAGAUGCUGGCGGCGCGGAAAAAGCGAAUUUCCGUCAAGAAAAAGCCGGAAAAUCCCUAAAAAAAACCUCGGAAAAGGGGGCGGGACCCCCGGAAUUCCCACCCAAAAACUCCCAGAAUUCCCAAAAUUUGGGGAAUUCCCCCCCCAAAAAAAUUCCCCCUCCCUCAUCGGGACUGGGAGAGGACGAGGGAGCAGCGGGAGCCUCCGGAAUCGGCGCCGGAUUCCCCAAAAUUCCCAAAAAUCCCCCUGGGAAUCCCAAAAAUUCCCAAAAUUCCCUUUGGGAGCCCCAG
This is a messenger RNA of Pseudopodoces humilis (Tibetan ground-tit), 473 nucleotides long. The record is from RefSeq and is a predicted model, not a curated record. NCBI's taxonomy places the organism in Eukaryota, Metazoa, Chordata, Aves, Passeriformes, Paridae.